Vairimorpha ceranae is the source of this 468-nucleotide messenger RNA. RefSeq names its product homeodomain protein class 2. Bases 1 to 468 code for a protein of 155 amino acids. Gene Ontology annotation, molecular function: DNA-binding transcription factor activity, RNA polymerase II-specific; RNA polymerase II cis-regulatory region sequence-specific DNA binding. Gene Ontology annotation, biological process: cell differentiation; regulation of transcription by RNA polymerase II. The record is from RefSeq and is a predicted model, not a curated record. The transcript has a single exon. NCBI's taxonomy places the organism in Eukaryota, Fungi, Microsporidia, Nosematidae.
AUGAAACACAUAAACACGAAAUUGCUAGCUAAGAUUAAUAAAUUUAGAAUUCUUUACAUAGAAACAAAUAAUAAAUUAUGUAAUUCAAUUGAAGCAGUUUAUAAAUGUUUUAUUUGUUGCAACAAAAUAAUUAAACCAAACAUUUCAAUACAAAUUAAAAAUGUUAUACAAUCUGAAUUAAAAAAAAUGCAGGAAAAUACUGUUGAUAGUAUAAGUUUAGCAUUUGAAAGUUAUUUUGAAUUACUGCAUAGACAUUUGGUUAAAUCAAAUUCAAAUGCUCCUAAACGUUUUUCAAAAAAUAUUACAGAUAUUUUAGAACAAUCCUUUAAAAAUAGCCAAUAUCCUUCUGAUUUUGAAAAAGUACAAUUAGCAGAUAUUUGUAAUUUAUCAAUUAAGCAAGUAUCUAAUUGGUUUACAAACAAAAGAAAUAGAUUUAAGUCUUAUAGUAAGGGUUUUUUUUAUGUGUAA